Molecule: messenger RNA, 1930 nt
Organism: Lobosporangium transversale
Lineage: Eukaryota; Fungi; Mortierellomycota; Mortierellomycetes; Mortierellales; Mortierellaceae
Product: Met-10+ like-protein-domain-containing protein
Exons: 7
Coding region: 170-1792 (540 amino acids)
Biological process (GO): tRNA N1-guanine methylation; mitochondrial tRNA methylation
Cellular component (GO): cytoplasm; mitochondrial matrix
Source: RefSeq, a predicted model, not a curated record
CACAAAGCAUAUUCCAUAUUCAAUCUCGAUGCUUCAAAGAAUCGAUGGUUUACAUGUAACGCUUAAAGAUACUUCAUACAUGAUCUCUUCAGAAAGACUUCGCCCAAUUGAAAACUAGAGUGUGAAGAUUUUCUACAGUUGGCAGCCCAUUAAUAGAGUUCUCCCAUAAAUGUUGCUCGCACGUGCCUGCUCUAUACAUGUAACAACAAUUAAGAUCCACCAACGUACUCAUUCUAUUUUACUUACGCUUACACCUAACCUACUCAGCAGCAUCAGCAACAGUGCAACCAUGAUCCCGCUACCAGUGAUUCAGCGAGGACUCCAGACUCUUGACAGAUCCAUGUUCAGAACAACUGUGAAUGUGAUUGCACUUCGCAUUCCUGCCAGCAUGACUAACGAUUGCAAGAAAACUCUUGGAACUGACCUGCUGUUGGAACCCAAGAUCAGGAACGUGAUUGAUAGUGAUGAUGGAGAAAAAUCAAAAAGACUUGUCCUGUUGAAUCUGAGUAUUAAGGAUGAAGAUCUUAAAGGCGCCUCGGAAAAAACAAAGACGUUUAUUAAGGAAAAGAAUAUUGAACUUACGAAGACUCAUAUUACAGUCGGAUAUGAACACUGGACCGCAGAUGAGAUCCUUCGCGCCGUAUUACCAGAAGAACUUGUCGAUGAGGCGCCCUCGUCAUUCACAACCGUCGGACAUAUCGCACAUAUGAAUCUCAAGGACGAAUAUCUUCCUUAUAAGCACAUGAUAGGACAAAUUAUCAUGGAUAAGAACCCAAAUUUGAGAACAGUGGUCAACAAGACUGACUCGAUUGACACUACAUUCAGGUUCUUCAAAAUGGAGCUCCUUGCAGGAGAAGAUGAUAUGAUCGCUGAAGUGAGAGAAAGCGGCUGUAGAUUCAAACUCGACUUUUCUCAAGUAUACUGGAAUUCACGUUUACAUACGGAGCAUGAACGUUUGGUCAAGAUGUUCAGUGCAACGGACGCUGUGUGUGAUGUUAUGGCAGGAGUCGGUCCCUUUGCUAUGCCUGCAGCCAAGAAGGGUUGCAUGGUCUAUGCCAACGAUCUUAACCCAUCCUCAUACGCAAGCAUGCUGGAGAACAAGGUUUUGAACAAGAUUGAAGGAAAUUUGAAUAUCUAUAACAUGGAUGGUCGAGAUUUCAUCCGUCAGGCAGUCAAGGACUUGGAGGCAUCUGGAUACCAACGACCUCCUGAUUCUACUGUCGUAGUCAAAGGGAAAAAGACCACUGCCAAGCCCAAGGGUGCUGCCAUAACACCUGAUUCUACAUCAGGAACACCAUCAACACCAACUACUUCUAUAUCAACACCCAUAUCUACAUCUGUCACUGGGAAACGCUCGUUCAAAACAUUUGAUCAUUUUGUUAUGAACCUUCCAGCUUCUGCCAUCGAGUUCUUGGAUGCGUUUCGUGGGCUUUUUAAAGGUCGUGAAAGCGAGAUCCUAGAGCCUAAAAAGCAGCUUCCUAUGAUUCAUUGCCACUGUUUCUCCAAGAGUGAAAAGCCUGAGGAAGAUGUUCGGGAGCGUGUUGAGGCUGCCAUGGGUGGUCGGUUAGAAUUGGACUCUGUUAAACUGCACUGGGUCCGUAAGGUAGCACCUAAUAAGGACAUGUAUUGCAUCUCGUUUCGCUUACCUGCUGAGAUUGCAUUUGCAAGUGAUGUGAAGCGAAAACUCGAGACUAAAUCAGACUCCAACAACAGCAGCAAUGAGAGUAAUAUCACUGCUGAUUCUUCUACAUCAGAAUCAGAAUCUGUUGAGAAGCGUCCCAAAACUGAAUGAAGCACAGUAGACUAGUUAUUAUAAAUGAAUCCAACUAUAUAUCUAGAAUGGAAUAAGAAACAUGGGUCCCAUAUGGGUCUCUUUAACUUGUAAACAUUCAUUGCAUAGAAAACUGCGAUAAGAAUUCAGUAAACACGU